Messenger RNA from Haliaeetus leucocephalus (bald eagle), 3020 nucleotides. It is a transcript of the gene LCTL, whose product is annotated as lactase-like. Gene Ontology annotation, molecular function: beta-glucosidase activity. NCBI's taxonomy places the organism in Eukaryota, Metazoa, Chordata, Aves, Accipitriformes, Accipitridae. The transcript is spliced from 13 exons. The record is from RefSeq and is a predicted model, not a curated record. Bases 1 to 1674 code for a protein of 557 amino acids. Gene Ontology annotation, biological process: carbohydrate metabolic process.
AUGCUUGUGCCGAUAAUACGGCUGAAUACAGCUGAGGAUUUCCAGUGGACAAAGAAUAAUCCUGGCUCUUUCUAUUAUGGCACUUUUCCAGCUGGUUUUUUAUGGGGUGUUGGAAGUUCGGCAUACCAGACUGAAGGGGCCUGGGACAAGGAUGGGAAAGGACCAAGUAUCUGGGAUGCUUUUACUCACAAAAAAGGGAAAGUGUUUAGAAAUGAAACAGGAGAUUCAGCAUGUGAUGGCUACUACAAAGUUAAGGAUGACAUUCAGUUACUGAAGGAGCUGAAAGUUAAUCACUAUCUAUUCUCUAUCUCAUGGCCUCGGAUUAUGCCCACUGGCAUCAAAAAGCAAUUGAAUGAGAAGGGAAUACAGUUCUACAAUGAUACAAUUAAUAGUCUUCUGGAAAACAAUAUUACCCCUAUCGUGAGCCUCUACCACUGGGAUCUUCCACAGGUUCUCCAAGAAAAGUACGGUGGCUGGCAAAAUAUAAGCAUGAUAAAUUAUUUUAACGAUUAUGCAAAUCUGUGUUUUGAGAAGUUUGGCGAUCGCGUGAAACAUUGGAUUACUUUUAGUAAUCCUUGGGCAGUUGCUGAAAAGGGUUAUGAAACAGGAGAACAUGCACCAGGACUGAAGCUCGGUGGAUGUGGAGCAUACAAAGCAGCACACCAUAUAAUUAAAACUCAUGCAAAGGUAUGGCACUCUUACAAUAACACAUGGCGUAGUGAGCAGCAAGGUAUGGUUGGAAUUUCCCUAACUAGUGGCUGGGGUGAACCUGUUGAUCCACACAGCCAAACAGAUAGAGACGCUGCUGAAAGAUAUAUACAGUUUCAUCUGGGAUGGUUUGCAAAUCCAAUUUACAGAGGAGACUAUCCAGAAAUUAUGAAGAAUUAUGUAGGUAGGAAGAGUGCCCAGCAGGGCCUGGGGACAUCAAGAUUACCAACUUUCUCAGUGCAAGAGAAAACCUAUAUUAAAGGCACAUCGGAUUUCCUGGGAAUAGGUCAUUUUACUACUCGUUAUGUUCUACAGAAGAGCUUUCCCUUUCUACAAGUGUCCAGUUACCACACUGACCAUGAUUUGGCUGAACUGGUGGACCCAAAAUGGCCAGCUCCAGGACCAAAAUGGUUAUAUUCUGUGCCAUGGGGAUUCAGAAGAUUACUCAACUUCAUUAAGACACAGUAUGGGAACCCUCUCAUUUAUGUGACAGAGAAUGGAGUUUCUGAAAAGGUACAGUGUACUCAACUGUGUGAUGAAUGGCGGAUAGAGUAUCUGAAAGGAUAUAUUAAUGAAAUACUGAAAGCUCUAAACGAUGGUGUUAAUGUCAAAGGUUAUACUGCCUGGUCACUGCUGGAUAAAUUUGAAUGGAACAAAGGCUUCUCUGAAAGAUUUGGAUUUUAUCACAUUGAUUUUAAAAAUAAGAACAAACCACGAUACCCAAAGGCAUCUGCUGACUAUUAUAAAAAGAUUAUCAGCGCAAAUGGAUUCCCAAAUCAAAGAGAGGUGGAAAAUUGGUAUCAGAAGGCCAUGGACACUUGCUCUACCACACACCAACUCCUUGCUACAGAUUCCCUGAUUACUCACAUGGAAAUGGUGACAGAGAUUGUUCUUCCUACAGUUUUCACGCUCUGCAUACUCAUCAGUAUUGUCCUACUAAUAUUCUACCUUCGAAAUCAUAGUUAAAAUUGCAAGCUUACACAUAUCUUCAUUUUGCAUAAUAAAUAAAAUGCAAUUGCUUUGUUAUAUUAGUUAACCACAGAUGCCCCUUUUUACACCACUGUAAAGAAAUAUUACUUUACCUAUCCACCUAGCACUUUUAUAGUUUUUCCUAUUCAAUUGCCAAAACAUAAUUUAAUUUUUUUUAAUCAAAACCCGAAGUACAUUUUCUUUCUGCAUUACUUUCUACUAAUUUUAAGUAGCAGAUUUUAUGUUUCUUCUUAUUUUGGAAAAUACUAUACAUUUUGUUCACCAGAAAAAUAGUUAGCUAAGAUUAAAGUGAUUCAAAUCUUGACAGUACAAAUUUCAAGUGAUUAAAAGCUGCUUGCAAAUGCUGGUUUCAGUCUGUUCAUCAAUAGUCUUUUAAUUAGCAUGUAACUGCUAUUUGAAGAGAGACAGACACAUAAUUUUAAAAUAGAAAAGGACUGAAAUAUUCCAAGAGCACUGCUUAAACAUUACUUUAUUAUUCAUGUCUAAAAGUUAGGAUAAUAUACAUCUUAUUAUUCAGGUGUGGAGAAAAAUUACUUGAAGUGAUUAAUCAAAGAUGACAACUGCUGGGUCAGAUUUAAACCAAGGACUCCUAUCUCUCUAGUUUUGUUUACAGGGAACGAGGUUUGCCUCAUAUAACUUUAUAAUAUAUUACACACAGAAAUGUGUAUUGUAAGUAAUCCAAGCACUUCCAGAAUGUAAUAUUCCACCUCAGAUUCACUUCUACUGCAGGUAGGAACAAGUUAAGUACAUGAUUAAAAAUUUGUUCCAGAAUACGGACAUCUGGCUAUGUUUGUCCUCCUGUUGUGCUUGAAAUUAUUCCUCUGAAGCAAAGCAACAAACAAGUUUCCUAUUUAGCUUGCACUAUAUUUUCAGCACGGCAUGUGCAUAUACUGAAUGCAGAGUAGCAGUACAUAAAUCCAAAAAAGGACCUUGGCUUCUCUUCAAAGGCUAACUAUUAAACUGAUAGUUAUUAAGAUGUAAUAUUAGGAAAGAGAUAAGAAAUAAGAUUUACUGAGGAGAAACCAGAAAUAAUAGAAAGUUAUAGUUUUUUAAAAGCAUGAAUAUUGGGGGUUUCCUUAUUCUUAUCAAUAGUUAAUAGUUUUUUAUGCAGAACGUUUGUCUCAAAUUAUUUAAUCAGCAUAUACUACACUAUGUAAUUGUUUAAAAUUACACUACCAAGAUGUUACAUACACUAUCUAAUCAACAUAAGAACAUAUGCAACUGUCAUCCCAACAUAUUUAAAUGAUUAUGCCCAGCCAAUUAUAUUGAACAUUUUUUUUCCAAGAAAAUUAUGCAAAAGCAUACAAGACAACACUGUUAAA